CAUAAGUUUGUGAUUUUUCAACCGCGAAAAUGCUUCUCAAAGUGGUACUAUUCGUUGUGGGUACGCUUUUAACUAUUCCACUUGCAUAUGGAGGAUCAAAACUGGAGCUCCCUGAGGAAUUGAGGGAGCCUGCGAGACUCUUACAUGAACACUGCGUGGCUGAGACUAAUGUUGACGAGUCUCUAAUUUUGGCUAGUGUCGGAGGAUAUCUCCCUGAUGAUCGGAAUUUGCAAUGCUACAUCGACUGUCUCUUCCGUACGACGGGUUUGAUAGAUGAACAUGGUCAUAUAAUGUUCGAGGAAAUUGCUCAUUUACUCCCAACGGAAAUUAAAGAAAUCAUUGAAGCUGUAACUGCGAAAUGCAGAACGAUUCAUGGAAAAGAUGAGUGCGAAACUGCGUAUUUAACCGUAAAGUGCUACUUCGAAGCUGAUCCAGAACAUUCAAUGCUGAUUUGAAAGGGUGAACCGUGAACCGUUUUAACAUCUUCAGUGAAAUAAUAAAUUAUAUGCAAAUUGUGUAAAUUAAAGAAAAUAGUGUAAUCAAAAAUUUAAUAAAAUUCCUAAGUAUUAUUUUUAUA
Phlebotomus papatasi is the source of this 577-nucleotide messenger RNA. Its product is annotated as general odorant-binding protein 69a-like. Bases 30 to 455 code for a protein of 141 amino acids. The transcript has 2 exons. Gene Ontology annotation, molecular function: odorant binding. Lineage: Eukaryota; Metazoa; Arthropoda; Insecta; Diptera; Psychodidae. The record is from RefSeq and is a predicted model, not a curated record. Gene Ontology annotation, biological process: sensory perception of smell.